AUAAAUAAAUAAAUAAAUAAAUAAUAAAAGAGUAGCUAGAAGAGCAGAAGCGAGUGGGAACGGAGGUGUAAAUACAAAGCGCGCGCUCUCUCUCUCUUUCUCUGUCUCUUUCUAUCUCUGUCUCUCUCUGUCUGUUUCUGUGCCGUUUUUUUUGUUUUUUUUUGGUAAUGAAAUGAACGACUGAACAGGGCAUCACAUACAGAGUGGACGCGCCUUCGCGCCGGGAACGAGCUUGUUGUUUUUUUUCCCCCCUCAUAUCCAACUCAAUUCCGUUUUACAUGUUCAUACGCGCGUGUCAGUAUUUGCCCGCGACUGCAACUGUAGCUCGGGAGCUGCGCGUGCCACCGCGAGACUGUCUCACCACGCACUUCGGAGGACCCGCCGCUGACUUGCCGCCGCUGAUCCACGGCUCGCCGUCGACGAUGACAACUUUAGCGAACGGGCAGGCGGACGGCGCGGCGCACGUAGCGGUGGCCGCCGCCGCCGCCGCGAACGGGCUCGUGAACGGAAUAAGCCACGGUCACGGCGCGCCGGGCUGCGCCACCAUCCCCAUGAAGGACCACGACGCCAUCAAGCUGUUCGUCGGCCAGAUCCCGCGCAACCUGGACGAGAAGGACCUGCGGCCGCUCUUCGAGGAGUUCGGCAAGAUCUACGAGCUCACCGUGCUGAAGGACCGAUUCACGGGCAUGCACAAAGGCUGUGCCUUUCUCACAUACUGUGCCAGAGAGUCAGCGCUGAAAGCCCAGACGGCCCUGCAUGAGCAGAAGACAUUGCCAGGGAUGAACAGGCCGAUCCAGGUGAAACCUGCCGACAGCGAGAGCAGAGGAGAAGACAGAAAGCUGUUUGUGGGCAUGCUGAACAAGCAGCAGUGCGAGGAUGACGUUCGGCGCCUGUUUGAGGCCUUCGGCAGCAUUGAGGAGUGCACCAUCCUCCGAGGCCCUGAUGGAAACAGCAAAGGCUGUGCGUUUGUGAAGUACUCCUCUCAUGCUGAAGCUCAGGCGGCCAUCAGCGCGCUACACGGCAGCCAAACCAUGCCUGGUGCCUCUUCCAGUCUGGUUGUGAAGUUUGCAGACACUGAUAAAGAACGCACCAUUCGGCGCAUGCAGCAGAUGGCUGGUCAGAUGGGCAUCUUCAAUCCUAUGGCCCUGCAGUUUGGAGCGUAUGGAGCAUACGCACAGGUGCAGCAGCAGGCGGCGCUGAUGGCGUCUGUAGGCCAGGGAGCGUAUCUCAGUCCUAUGGCUGCUUUCGCAGCAGCUCAGAUGCAGCACAUGGCCACCAUCAACGGCCUCCCAGGAGCUCCCAUGACCCCCACGUCAGGAGGGAGCACGCCCCCUGGCAUUACCGCUCCCACGGUGACCAGCAUCCCCUCUCCAAUCACCGUCAACGGUUUUACAGGACUGCCCCCUCCUCAGGCGAACGGCCAGCCCCCUGCCGAGGCCGUGUUCACCAACGGGAUCCACCCGUAUCCAGUGUUGCAGGAGGUGGUUUUUAGGGAAGACUCGGAGAAGGGCGGCUUGGGCGUCGCUCAGCGGAGUUGUUUUGGGGUACAGGGAAGCUGUUUCCUCUCCUCUCUGUCUGAAGCCCAGAGUCCCACAGCAGCUGAUCCUCUUCAGCAGGCGUAUGCGGGAGUCCAGCAAUAUGCAGCAGCCUACCCAGCUGCAUACGGACAGAUCAGCCAGGCCUUUCCUCAGCCUCCUCCUAUAAUCCCCCAGCAGCAGAGAGAAGGGCCGGAAGGCUGUAACCUGUUCAUCUACCACCUCCCUCAGGAGUUUGGGGAUGGCGAGCUGAUGCAGAUGUUCCUGCCUUUCGGUAAUGUCAUCUCCUCCAAAGUGUUUGUGGAUCGGGCGACAAACCAAAGUAAAUGCUUUGGCUUUGUGAGCUUCGAUAACCCCGCCAGUGCGCAGGCUGCCAUCCAGUCCAUGAAUGGCUUCCAGAUCGGCAUGAAGAGACUCAAAGUGCAGCUCAAAAGGCCAAAGGACGCCAACCGCCCUUAUUAGCCCCGCCCCCUGAUGUCCCUCACCCUGGAGGUGAAGGCCACAGUAGCACUGGGGGAACAACAGGUUUUGGGAUCACAUGGCGAUAACAUGACUAACACACAAACGAAACACAAAAAGGACAAGCUCGACGUGGCUGGGGGUGUGGACGUAAGACUGAGGGGUGUGUUGGACAUGCGGUGAUGGCACAGCGCACGACACAUCAUCACCGCGAAAGCUCAGUGGACCUUUAGGAGCUCGGUGGAAACUCAGGAGAGCCGCCGUGUUCCACAACCACAUCGGACUCCCUUUCUGAGUCUCCACAGCCUGCCUGAUAGGAACCCUGCUCAUUUAGAACCACAGAAUAUAUCAACUAAUGAAAAAGAAGAUGAGACUCUACGAACGAGGGGAAAAAAAAAACAGAAACACUUUUGAAAAAAACACUUUUGGGGAUGGGGAAUUGUGUUGUAAUAAGGGACUAGGAAACUUUUUUUCUUUUUUAAAAAACAAAAACAAAAAAGCAAACAUUUUAGAAAAGAAUUUGGAGAAAAAAAAUAACUUUUUGGAAGGAUGUGACGCUUCAGGAAACACGCUUGGUGUGGUUGUGGAUGGCCAUCUUUAUCUCGGAGUGCCUGUCCGUUUCCAGAGGCGAGAGCUGCCACGAAGAACUGCGGCCGCACUCCUCUGGGAGACUUAAUCCGUCAUUCCUUAGUUGCGUAGGGACCAAAAAGACCAAACCUUUUUAUCGAUUCAAAAAAAAAAGAAAGAAAGAAAAGAAAGACUCUGUAGCUGUAACAUACUCAGACCACUGCAUCUCCUUUGCUGUGCCAAUCGGUUUAAGAGUUGUAUUUACGAGACAAAAAAAACAUAAAAAAAAACAACAACAACAACAACAGAUGUAUACGUAGAAUAUAUAAGAUUAUAUGUAUAAAUGCAUACAUAUAGAUUGCUGAUAAUGCUUUUCAAUACCGGCAAAAAUCGAACGAGACGCCCUGAGGAGGCUGCUCACUUCGCUAGUUUACAACUGGGAAAAAAAAAAUAUAUAUAUCUAUUUUUUUUUCUCUUCUCAUUUGGGAUGAAGGGUACACGGGAAGGGUUGUUCCAUAUCGCAGCCUUACCUUUUUUAAUCUCAGCAUCCUGAACUUGUAGUUUAAAAAAGAAAAAGAAAAAAAAAAAGAAAAAAAAUCACAGGUUUGAGAUAUAACAAACCCGUUUCUAUUUAGCGUACAUUUAAUAUGUAUAUGUAUUGCAGAACAUGAAAAAGAAAGCUGUAUUCAUAUAUAUAUGCACACCUCCAGCGUAUAUAUGGAUACAUAUGAUAUUACCCCCCCUAAAACCUAUAUGUAUUUAUAUGCAUAUAUUUUAUAUGUGUGUACAUAUAUAUAGAACCAGCUAAUAUGUAGAUUUUUCUUUUUUUUUUUUUUUUUUUUGUAGAUUGAAGCUGGAAUUUGAUCCACAGCUCGGCUUGGAAUUUAGCUAACGGGAAGGGACUCGUAUCUGGCAGCUCUCGAACUGCAGGCAUUCCUUUCUGAUAACCUUGUAUGCCAACACAAACACACACACACACACACACACACACACAUAUGCGUAUGAGACAGAGUGUGUGCUUAGAGAUAGAUGUAUAUAUGUGUAUAUGCUACUGAAAAAUGCAAAAAGGCCUCCUCUGUUCAGAGAGAGAGUUUCAAAAGAAUCAGGCUUCAAGAGAUUCAGGAUCAUUUCCGCAGGAACUAGGACGGGACGUCGCGUUAUCUUAGACAUAUCUGCCUCUCGGCCCUCUUGUGAACCUUUUGCAAAUACACACACACACAAAGACAGACACACAGUAUAUUGCAGUAUUGCGCCAGCUUUAAUUUGAACCGUGACACUUCGGAACUCAGCGGUCAGUGCAUGUAGCGUCGGGUUGCCAGCAGAUAAGGGUGCACGAGGUCACCUGGUUGCCUCUCACAUUAGCACUGUGCUCCGAACACUGCUAGCCGCCAUUUAAGAUGAUGAUAAAGAUGUCAAACUCACCAGAGGCACUGCUGUUUUUUGCAACCUUCAGCUUCUUACUUCCGCCUGGAAAGCCGAUCUGUUGCAAUGCAAAGUAGAAAACUUUUUUGCUUAGGGUUCCGAUUACGCGGGCAUUAAGUACAUAUUUUACAAACCUAAAAAAACUUUUAAAAAACAUUCGCAUCUCCAUCCAUAGCGUGUUUACAAGGGUCGUUCGAGGAGCUGAGGUUCU
Clarias gariepinus (North African catfish) is the source of this 4194-nucleotide messenger RNA. It is a transcript of the gene celf4, whose product is annotated as CUGBP, Elav-like family member 4. NCBI's taxonomy places the organism in Eukaryota, Metazoa, Chordata, Actinopteri, Siluriformes, Clariidae. The coding region runs from base 279 to 1997 and encodes 572 amino acids. The record is from RefSeq and is a predicted model, not a curated record. Gene Ontology annotation, biological process: regulation of alternative mRNA splicing, via spliceosome; mRNA splice site recognition. Gene Ontology annotation, molecular function: mRNA binding. The transcript has 14 exons. Gene Ontology annotation, cellular component: ribonucleoprotein complex; cytoplasm; nucleus.